AGUGAGGACCCAGGACACAUGUCGGAUGGCUGAGGAGGGAGGAGUGAGGACCCAGAUCGGAUGACUGAGGAGCAGGAGCUGGCUGCCGAGGAAGUUGGAGCGAGGUGUGAUGUCUGCUUUGAGGGAGGGGUGAGUUGAAAAGCAGACGAUGUUGCAUUCCUCUAGCAUAGGAGAUCGCAUACAGGACAGGAAUUGCCUCGGAGUAUGUGCUGAAAUGCGUUCUGUAAUCCUUAACGUACUGGCCCCUCCUCCAAUCGAUGACAUCACACGGCCUUCCUCCAUCAUUCUUAUGGGCAACACAAUUAUUCUUCCCCCAUCUGCCCUACCUUCUCGCCAAAUAGACCAACCCUUUCGACGUCAUGCAGUAAGGAAACUUUGGCCGAGGAUGUACUAAAAUUGUUGCUGCAGUCACACCUCGGUCCUGGACACAUAUCAUGUUCCAAUCUCCCCCCUCGUGUCUCAUUUCUCGGUCCACCCGCCUCGGUACUCAGCCCUCAAGCUCUCCGUCCUCUGCAUCUGCAUUCCGCUUCUAUAAGAGAGCACAUACAGGAGACUGAUUUCUCCUCAGGCUGUCCUAAAAUGCUUUUGUCGCUUAUGGGAUCUCCUCUUUCUUUUUCCCCGACAGGUACCUGCUUCCCCAAUCCCAUCCUUCAACGCAACAUUAUCCCAGGCCCCUUCUCCAAAUCUCGACAUGGCCAUCAUUCUUACGGGCUACAAUGUAUUGCUGCUUCUAAAGCCCUGCUUGCUCUCAUGUUUCUAACGUAAUGAUCAUAUAGCGCAAAAGAGAAAGCAGGGCGGGUGAGUGUGCAGCCCUUCAGGAGAAUGGAUGAAAGCCGAAGUGUGACGUCAGAUGGAGGCGGACCAAUGGAUGAUGUCGCAGGGAGAAGGAUGAUUGGUGAAGCUGGGACCUGUCAGGAGAGAGUAAGAGGAGCUCGCAUAGCUGAAAUGGGAGGGAGGAGACUGAAUGAAGAAGGCGGGACCUGUCAGCACAAAAUAAGAAGAGAUCGCAUAAGUGCUACCAGCAGUGGGGAAGGUGAACUAAGGAUUUCUAAGCAGUACUGAGAUUUUAAAGUGACAGAGGACAGGACGCACUUGAAUUUGGUGCAUCAGUGUCCUAUAAUGCACACCGUACUACCGGGGCUCAGCCUGCCGCUACCGCAGUGUGACAUGGGACUCACUAUUCCUAUGGUGCUGAUGCUGCUGCAAUUCUAGUCAUCCCAACACAGUCGUGCACCUGCUCCAAGCCGCAGACAGCCGCGCCAAUGGGGAGCAUCUUCAGUGUCGCCAACUUCAAGGAGCCCACCACAGUGGAAGACUGUGACUCCACAUGGAAUACUGACUCUGGGGGCGAAGAGGAGCAGCAGGAAGCCGAGGAGGAAGAUGAGAGCGAGGGGGCAGAGAAGAGAGAAAGCGACAAUGAAGAAGAAGAAGUCAUCAAGCAGAAAGAGACCAGUGCAGGCGUUGAUGAGGAGACAACAGCUGAGAGUGUGAUCGCAGAAGGGAAGGCAGAAAUCCCUGAUCCAGAGCAGGGUGACAGCAGCAUUGCAGAACAAAACAUCAAACCAAAGAGAAGCUUUUAUGCAGCGAGGGAUUUAUACAAGUAUCGACACCAAUAUCCACAGAAUUUUAAGGAUCCUCGCUCUCCAAAUGACCUGUGCAAUCUGAGAUUUUACAUGAAUAAGAUCCCUUUCAAACCGGAUGGUGUUAAUAUUGAAGAGAUUUUAAAUAAAUGGAAAGGUGACUAUGAAAAGCUGGAACAUAAUCACACCUACAUACAAUGGCUUUUUCCUUUAAGAGAGCAAGGCUUGAAUUUCUAUGCUAAAGAGCUGACUUCGUAUGAAAUUGAGGAGUUCAAAAAAACAAAGGAAGCAAUGAAAAGAUUCCUUUUGGCGUACAAGAUGAUGCUGGAUUUUUUUGGGAUCAAAUUGAUUGAUAAAAAUGGAAACGUUUCACGGGCUCCAAACUGGCAAGAAAGGUUUCAGCACUUGAAUGAAUCACAGCACAAUUAUUUAAGAAUUACCCGGAUUUUGAAAAGUCUCGGAGAGCUUGGCUAUGAAAACUUUAAGCCACCACUAGUAAAGCUUUUUCUUCAGGAGUCUAUUGUUGCCAACAUAAUUCCAAGUAUGAGGCAAAGUGCACUGGAGUAUUUUGUAUACACCAUUAAAGACAGAAGGCAAAGGAGAAAACUUUUACGAUUUGCCUGCUUUCAUUAUAAGCCGCCUGAACACUUUAUUUGGGGGCCACCCAAUAAAGAGAAGGCAGACGAAAACAAAGCAGUUAAAAAGACAGCAACACCAAGCUCCCAGAAAAAACAGCCUCAUGUAGAAAAGAAAUCAAGGAACACCAAAAGCAUCAAAGCCCCGGAGAGCCCAGCAGUUCAGCAGGUCGAAGAAAAGGGAACAGAAACCAUGCAAACUGAAGAAAUCAACAUGCAGGCAACAGCUGAAGUUAUUUCUGAAAUAGAAGUUUGUGAUGAUGGAACAGUUACACCUGAGAACAAUAGCUCUAAAACAGAGGAAACAGACACUUGCCAUGAUGAACCAGUUACAUCUGGGGACAGUUGCUCUAAAACAGAGGAAACAGACUCUGGCAAUGGUGAAACCAGGUCUCUGGACACAGAACAUGAUUUAAAAAGACCUGACACUAAUAGUGAAACAUGCUGUAAAGACAAUAUUAUAAUAGUAGAGUCUACUGAGAAAGAAAGCAAAGACUGUUUAUGCAGCCUGUCACCUGUUACAUCAAACAGUGACGUGACUGAACUUGGAGAAGAAGGAAAAGAAACGUUGGACCUUUUACAAAACAAUUUAGCCAAAUAAAAGCUCCAAACGUUACACUGUUAUUUAUUAAAUGUUGUCCUUUUAUGAGUAAAAAUUAAAUGUAUAACAUUUACUGUCACUAUGCAGGAUGUAAGGUGGUAUUUAUUGAUGGCCUUAAAGUGGACCUGUCACCCAGACACAAAAAUCUGUAUAAUAAAAGUCCUUUUCGAAUUAAACAUGAAAUCCAAUUUCUAUUUUUUAUUAAAGCAUUCAUAGCUGUUGUAAACUUAUUUACAUGAGUUCUCUGCACCAGUUAAUUUUUUAGCCAGUGCAUGGGGAUGGACAUCAGGUCCCCCAUUCUGGUGCACAAACAAGAUUCUGAGAUGAUGCAAGGCU
Xenopus laevis (African clawed frog) is the source of this 3152-nucleotide messenger RNA. RefSeq names its product opioid growth factor receptor-like 1 L homeolog (gene ogfrl1.L). NCBI's taxonomy places the organism in Eukaryota, Metazoa, Chordata, Amphibia, Anura, Pipidae. The transcript is spliced from 7 exons. The record is from RefSeq and is a predicted model, not a curated record. Gene Ontology annotation, molecular function: signaling receptor activity; opioid growth factor receptor activity. The coding region runs from base 1263 to 2816 and encodes 517 amino acids. Gene Ontology annotation, cellular component: membrane.